This is a messenger RNA of Blastocystis hominis, 1511 nucleotides long. RefSeq lists its product as hypothetical. Bases 1 to 1101 code for a protein of 366 amino acids. The transcript is spliced from 2 exons. Gene Ontology annotation, molecular function: protein binding. The record is from RefSeq and is a predicted model, not a curated record. NCBI's taxonomy places the organism in Eukaryota, Bigyra, Opalinata, Blastocystidae.
AUGCUGAACAUUCUCUUCGAAUACAGGGGUUUCGAAACCUCCUUUGAAGUCAUUCUCAAAAUGCGCGAGAAGUUCCCCCACAUCAGCAUCGACGAUUACAAACUAGCGAUCCGCACUUGCAGUCUCUGCGCCAACGCCUCCCAAGCGGCUCAAAGUCUCUGGGAGAUGAUGCUGAGCGAGGGCUACUCCCCGAAAGUGGUGGACUUCGAGACCUUGAUGCAGUGCUACGUGAAAUCGAAAGCCUUCGCAGAAGCCGAAAAACUCUUCGAUUUGAUCCGCGAGCACGGCCUCGAGCCCACGGUGUGGACCUACAACAUCCUCAUUAACGGGUACAACAAGAGCGGGAGCUGGGAACGCGCCCUGCAGAUCUACCAAAUCAUGAAAUUGGCGGGAGUGCGGCCAGACGGAAUCACGUGCACCACCCUCAUCGACUUGCUUCUGAAGACCAAACAGCCGCAAUACGUCCACGUGAUUCUCAAGGACUUGCAGGGCGGCGAAAACCUCAUCGACCAGAUCGUGCAGUCCCUUCGAAGUUCGGAUUCCCGCGGGGAUUCCCGUGAGGAUUCCGCGCUGUGGGUGCUGGACACGUGGGAGAACGUGUUCAGCGAAUCAAAACUGCGCGAGUUGAGCGAUCGGUUCGACCAGCUGCAUCUGCGGAAGACGUCGUUGAACGCGUUGCUGCUGUGGUACGUGCAGCAGAACGACGAUCUGGCGGUGCAGUUUCUGUACCACGCGACGCAGCGAUUGGGCAAAGCGCGGCCCGACGAUCUGACGUACAAACUCCUGCUGUGGCACUGUGCGCGCCAGCGAAACGCCGAGCUGUUUCAGCGGAUCAUGACGAACGCGACGCAGCAAGGAGUGCAGUAUAACUCGAGUAUGGUGCGCGAAGUGUGUCGGUAUUUUGUGUUUACGGAGCAGUUUGAGAAGGGAAUGCAGCUGUUGAAGCACAGCAUCGACUGCACGCUGCUGCCCAAUUUCAAAACGCAGCCGUUUCGAAUGCUGCUGUGGAAGUACUCCGAGGCCGUGACGUUCUUCGCCAUCUAUAGCAUAUCCUCGAUGUUGGGAGAGGGGGAAACGUGGAAAUUGGUGGAAACUAUUUGAAAAUCUUGUGAAAAUCUUGGAAAAUCAUGUAAUAGACUUGUGAAAUUCAUUCAUUCAUUCUUUCAUUCAUUUUUUCUUUCUUUCUUUCCAAUUUUGCUUUCAUUCAUUCAUUCAUUCGUUUUUUCAUUCCACUUGCUUUUUUCUUUCCACUCAAUUCCAACCAAAACGUUUCCAUCCCUCAAAACGAUCUCCUUUGUAUUCCUUUUUCUUGUUACUAUUCCUUCACUUCACUUUUUGUUCUCGUUCGUCAAGGCAUACGGCGAAAGACAGCUAGAGAAUGUGCAGUAUCACGACGUAAACAUCAUGGGAAACGCUGGAUUGGACGUGGAAAAGGGAGAGCGAAACAACAAGAUCAUCCUCAGUGUUCUCGACAAUCUCUCUCCUCAUAUCAACGUAACGCAUACAGCCGA